This is a messenger RNA of Adineta ricciae, 1044 nucleotides long. Lineage: Eukaryota; Metazoa; Rotifera; Eurotatoria; Adinetida; Adinetidae. The record is from the annotation of a GenBank genome assembly.
AUGGUUACUAUUGAAUCAUUGCCUAAUGAAUUGUGGAUGAUGUUCUUCGGAUAUUUCAAUGCCCACGAAUUGUAUUAUCAUUUCAAUGGUCUCAAUGCAAGAAUUGAUCGUCUUAUUCGAUCAGUCAGUAACCUUUGUUUGAAAAUCAAUGAAAAUAAUUAUGCUUACUAUGUUCAACAUAUAAUGCCGCGGAUCAAUUUUCGAAAUAUCCAAUCUUUGUCGUUUCACAGUCAAUCAAAAACCGUAAAAACAACUGACUUUUUUCUACAUUAUCCAUUGAAUCGAUUUCGAAAACUUCGUUCAUUUGUAUUUCACGAUUGGUACCUUCCUCUCGAAAACCAUCGACAGGUUAUCGAACAACUUCCAUAUCUGAAGAUUUUGGAAAGACUUGAUAUCAAACUGAUGGAACUUUCGAUGGAUUUUUCUGAUGAGAACAAUACUCGUACGAUAGAACUUAUAUUUAACAGUAGUAAGAAUCUGCGAACCUCAUUAAAACAUGUUACACUAGACAUUUAUGUGAGUAAUUCAAUGCUUCCUCAAAUCAGCUUCCUACCAACAAAUAUUGAAGAUUUUCAAGUUUCCGUUAUGCAUGUCGAAUCUUUUCUAAAAUUAACUCCGUCAUUGGCGUCGAGCUGUAGAACGAUUCAAUUCAAAUAUCUCGAGGGAAGUCAUUCCAAUGAAGUACAGUUGCCACCUUCGACAAAGGUUCUUAGUCAUUGUACGAAAGUAACCGUUAAAAAAACAAAUUGUUACUUUCGAUUCGAUCAUUUAAAAGCUUUUCUGAGUUGUCUGCCGGAAGUGAAACAACUGUCAAUUGAUAAUACAUGCGCCAAUGAAUUUAUAACAGCAGAACACCUGGAAUUCUUAUUAAAUAGGUAUUGUUCAAAAUUAUCGAAAUUUCAAUAUACGUAUCGUGACGAUCCUUCCUAUACUUUUGCUGAUUUUACUGGCGCAUGUAAACAAUCCGGAUAUUGGUCAAGUGGAGAUGUCCAUUUUGCCAAAGUUCUUCACGGACAUGUGCUUUAUUUCGAUCGAAAACAAUAA